GCUCCAUCGCCGCUCCUGGCGCGGCUGCGAGGGCUCCGCAACGGGGCAGCGAAGGUGUCGCUGCUGCUGGGGGACGAGGAGGAGGGGGGAUGGAAGAGGACGAGCGGCAGGAAGAGGAAGAGGAGGGACAAAGGCGGAUCGGGGCUGAGCAGACGGAGGCAGGCGCUGGAGCCCUGGGUGAAUUCGCAGCCCCCAGGUGUGGGAUCAUCGCCCCCCAUCCCGCAGGAUUUCCCGUUGCCAAGCCCUGGGAGGCUCUGAGGAAGAGGAAGAUGUCCCAGGAGGCGCAGGCAGGUGAGGAGGAAGUGCUUGUCCUUCCUCCCCCAGAGCAGGAGCUGAGGCUGGAGAGCAGGGAGGACAAAUCCCCGGGGCAGAAGCUCGUGGCAGAGGCCGUUUGGAGCGGCUCCACGGCGCAGGAAGGCAACGGGGAGGAAAAGGCCUGGAGAUGCCGCACGAGGAGGGGCUGCAAAGGCAGAUGGCGGCGAGCUGAGGGGGAAAGACCCAGCCUGGGCCGGGAAGGCGGCCGGAGAUGGAGCCAGAGCUCGGAGCUGGUGCUCCAUGAGCAGCCCCAUGAUGGGGAGAAGCCCCACACGUGCGGGGAGUGUGGGAAGAGCUUCAGGUGGAGCUCCAGCCUGAUCAGGCACCAGAGGACUCACACAGGGGAGAGGCCCUACGAGUGUGGGGAGUGUGGGAAGAGCUUCAGGUGGAGCUCCAGCCUCAUCCUGCACCAGAGGACUCACACUGGUGAAAAGCCUUUCCAGUGUUCCGUGUGUGGGAUGCGCUUCAGCCAUAGGUCCAGCCUAAUCGGCCACCAGUGGACCCACACUGAGGAGAGGCCCUACGAGUGUUCCAAGUGUGGGAAGAGGUUUAAGAUUAGCCCCCAUCUCCUCAAGCACUAUCAGAUUCACACAGAGGAGAAGCCCUUCCGCUGCACGGACUGUGGGAUGGGAUUCAAGCGCAACUCCCACCUCGUCAAGCACCGGCGCAUCCACACCGGGGAGAGGCCCUACGAGUGUGGGGAGUGCGGGAAAUGCUUCAGUGGGAGCUCCGACGUGAUCAGGCACCAGAGAAUCCACACUGGGGAGAAGCCCUACAAGUGUGGGGAGUGUGGGAAGAGCUUCACGUCCAGCUGGGACCUCAUCAAGCACCAGAGGACCCACACUGGGGAGAGACCCUACGAGUGUUCCAAGUGUGGGAAGAGAUUUCAGACAAGCUCCAGUCUCUUUCUGCACUAUCAGAGUCACACAGAGGAGAGGCCCUUCUGCUGCCCCGACUGUGGGAAGGGAUUCAAGCACAACUCCUCCCUUGCCAGACACCAGCGCGUCCACACCGGGGAGAGGCCCUAUGAGUGUGGGGAGUGUGGGGAGAGCUUCAGGUGCAGCUCCAACCUGAUCAGGCACCAGAUAAUCCACACUGGGGAGAGGCCCUAUGAGUGUUCCAAGUGUGGAAAGAGAGUUCAGACCAGCUCCAGUCUCCUCCAGCACUAUCAGAGUCACACAGAGGAGAGGCCCUUCCGCUGCCCCGACUGCGCGAAGGGAUUCAACCGCAACUCCGACCUCGUCAAGCACCGGCGCAUCCACACCGGGGAGAGGCCCUACGAGUGUCCCCAGUGUGGGAAGAGCUUCUCACAGCGCUGUAACCUGGUGCUCCAUGAGCAGCCCCAUGAUGGGGAGAAGCCCCACACGUGCGGGGAGUGUGGGAAGAGCUUCAGUAAUAGCUCCAACCUUAUCAGGCACCAGAGGACCCACACUGAGGAGAGGCCCUACGAAUGUUCCAAGUGUGGGAAAAGGUUUAAGACCUGCUCCCAUCUCCUCCAGCACUAUCAGAUUCACACAGAGGAGAAGCCCUUCUGCUGCCCCGACUGUGGGAAGGGAUUCAAGUGCAACUCCGACCUUGUCAUCCACCGGCGCAUCCACACUGGGGAGAGGCCCUACGAGUGUGGGGAGUGUGGGAAGAGCUUCAGGUGCAGUUCCAGCCUGAUCAAGCACCAGAGGACCCACACUGGGGAGAGGCCAUACGAGUGUUCCAAGUGUGAGAAGAGAUUUCAGACCACCUCCAAUCUCCUACGGCACUAUAUGAGUCACGCAGAGGAGAAGCCCUUCCGCUGCCCCGACUGUGGGAUGGGAUUCAACCUCAACUCCCGCCUCGUCAGCCACCGGUGCAUCCACAAUGGGGAGAGGCCCUACGAGUGUAGGGAGUGUGGGAAGAGCUUCAGGUGCAACUCCCACCUGAGGAGGCACCAGAUAAUCCACACUGGGGAGAGGCCCUACGAGUGUUCCAAGUGUGGAAAGAGGUUUCAGACCAGCUCCCAUCUCCUCCAGCACUAUCAGAGUCACACAGAUGAGAGGCCCUACCGCUGCCCCGACUGCACGAAGGGAUUCAAGCACAAUUCCGACCUCGUCACGCACCGGCGCAUCCACACUGGGGAGAGGCCCUACGAGUGUCCCCAGUGUGGGAAGAGCUUCUCACAGCGCAGUAACUUGACCCGACACCAACGGAGCCACCGCUAAGGGAAGGCCUGCGAGCGCCCCGAGUGCGGGAAGAGCUUUGUCCAGAGCUCGGAGCUGGUGCUCCAUGAGCAGCCCCAUGAUGGGGAGAAGCCCCACACGUGCGGGGAGUGUGGGAAGAGCUUCAGUAAAAGGUGCGACUUGAUCAAGCAUCAGAGAACCCACACAGGGGAGAGGCCCUACGAGUGUGGGGAGUGUGGGAAGAACUUCAGGUGGAGCUCCAGCCUGAUCCUGCACCAGAGCAUCCACACAGGGGAGAGGCCCUACGAGUGUGGGGAGUGUGCUAAGAGCUUCAGUAAAAGGUCUGACUUGAUCAAGCACCAGAGAACCCACACAGGGGAGAGGCCCUACGAGUGUGGGGAGUGUGGGAAGAGCUUCAGGUGGAGCUCCAACCUUAUCAGGCACCAGAGGAUCCACACUGGUGAAAAGCCUUUCAAGUGUUCCGUGUGUGGGAUGCGCUUCAGCCAUAGGUCCAGCCUAAUCGGCCACCAGAGGACCCACACUGAGGAGAGGCCCUACAAGUGUUCCAAGUGUGGGAAAAGGUUUAAGAUUAGCCCCCAUCUCCUCCGGCACUAUCAGACUCACACAGAGGAGAAGCCCUUCCGCUGCACGGACUGUGGGAUGGGAUUCAAGGAAAACUCCCACCUCGUCAAGCACCGGCGCAUCCACACUGGGGAGAGGCCGUACGAGUGUGGGGAGUGUGGCAAGAGCUUCAGGUGCAGCUCCAGCCUGAUCCUGCACCAGAGGAUCCACACAGGGGAGAGGCUCUACGAGUGUGAUCAAUGCAGGAAGAGGUUUCAGACCAGCUCCAGUCUCCUCCGACACUAUCGGAGUCACACGGAGGAGAGGCCCUUCCGCUGCCCCGACUGCGCGAAGGGAUUCAGGCACAACUCCGACCUUAUCAGGCACCGGCGCAUCCACACUGGGGAGAGGCCCUACGAGUGUGAGGAGUGCGGGAAAUGCUUCAGCGGGAGCUCCGACGUGAUCAGGCACCAGAGAAUCCACACUGGGGAGAAGCCCUACAAGUGUGGGGAGUGUGGGAAGAGCUUCAGUGACAGAUCCGGCCUGAUCAGUCACCAGAGGACCCACACUGGGGAGAGGCCCUACGAGUGUUCCAAGUGUGGGAAGAGAUUUCAGACAAGCUCCCAUCUCCUCCAGCACUAUCAGAGUCACACAGAGGAGAGGCCCUUCUGCUGCCCCGACUGUGGGAAGGGAUUCAAGGACAACUCCCAGCUCGUCAGGCACCGGCGCGUCCACACUGGGGAGAGGCCCUACGAGUGUGGGGAGUGUGGAAAGAGCUUCACCUACAGCUCCAGCCUGAUCAGUCACCAGAGGAUCCACACUGGGGAGAGGCCCUACGAGUGUUCCAAGUGUGGGAAGAGGUUUCAGACCAGCUCCCAUCUCCUCCAGCACUAUCGGAUUCACACAGAGGAGAGGCCCUUCUGCUGCCCCGACUGUGGGAAGGAAUUCAAGGACAACUCCCAGCUCGUCAGUCACCAGAGGAUCCACACUGGGGAGAGGCCCUACGAGUGUGGGCAGUGCGGGAAGAGCUUCACCUGCAACUCCAGCCUGAUGAGGCACCAGAGAAUCCACACUGGGGAGAGACCCUAUGAGUGUGGGGAGUGCGGGAAGAGCUUCAGUGACAGCUCCAGCCUGAUCAGUCACCAGAGGAUCCACACCGGGGAGAGGCCCUACGAGUGUUCCAAGUGUGGGAAGAGGUUUCAGACAAGCUCCCAUCUCCUCAAGCACUAUCGGAUUCACACAGAGGAGAGGCCCUUCUGCUGCCCUGACUGUGGGAAGGGAUUCAACUGCAACUCUGGCCUCGUCACGCACCGGCGCAUCCACACCGGGGAGAGGCCCUAUGAGUGUCCCCAGUGUGGGAAGAGCUUCUCCUGGAGCUCGGAGCUGGUGCUCCAUGAGCAGCCCCAUGAUGGGGAGAAGCCCCACACGUGCGGGGAGUGUGGGAAGAGCUUCAGGCAGAACUCCAAGCUGAUCCAGCACCUGAGGACUCACACCGGGGAGAGGCCCUACGAAUGUGGUGAGUGUGGGAAGAGCUUCACUGACAGUUCCAGCCUGAUCACUCACCACAGGACCCACACAAGGGAGAAGCCCUACGAGUGUGGGGAGUGUGGGAAGAGCUUUAGGAGGAGUGCCAAUCUGCUCAGGCACCAGAUAAUCCACACUGGGGAGAAGCCCUAUGAGUGUGGGCAAUGUGGGAAGAGCUUCGGACACAGAGAGAGCCUGAUCCUGCACCAGAGGAUCCACACUGGGGAGAGGCUCUACGAAUGUGGGGAGUGUGGGAAGAGCUUCAGCUGCAGCUCCAGCCUGAUCAGUCACCAGGUUGUCCACACUGGGGAGAGGCCCUACGAGUGUGGGGAGUGUGGCAAAAGCUUCAGGUGGAGCUCUACUCUGAUCAGACACAAGAGGAUCCACACCGAGGAAUGGCCUUACAGUUGUGGAGAGUGUGGGAAGAGCUUCAGCGACAUCUCCAGCCUGACCUGUCACCAGAGGACCCACACUGGGGAGAGGCCAUACGAGUGUUCCGAAUGCGGGAAGGGGUUUGCGAGCCGCUCCAGCCUCAUCCAGCACUAUCGGAUUCACGCCGAGGAGAAGCCCUUCCGCUGCCCCGACUGCGGGAAGGGAUUCAUCCAGAACUCCCACCUCGUCAUCCACCGGCGCAUCCACACCGGGGAGAGGCCCUACGAGUGUGAUCAAUGCAGGAAGGGGUUUAUGACCAGCUCCAGCCUCCUCCGGCACUAUCGGAUUCACACGGAGGAGAGGCCCUUCCGCUGCCCCGACUGCGGGCAGGGAUUCAACCGCAACUCCACGCUCGUCCGGCAUCGUCGCCUCCACACCGGGGAGAGGCCCCACGAGUGUGGGGAGUGUGGGAAGAGCUUCGCACAGCGCUCGACUUUGACCAGACACCAACGGAGCCACCGCUAAGGGAAGCCCUGCGAGCGCCCCGAGUGCGGGAAGAGCUUCGUCCAGAGCUCGGAGCUGGUGCUCCAUGAGCAGCCCCAUGAUGGGGAGAAGCCCCACACGUGCGGGGAGUGUGGGAAGAGCUUCAGGUGGAACUCCAACCUGAUCCUGCACCAGAGGAUCCACACUGGGGAACGGCCCUACGAGUGUUCCAAGUGUGGGAAAAGGUUUAAGAUUAGCACCCAUCUCGUCCGGCACUAUCAGAGUCACACAGAGGAGAAGCCCUUCCGCUGCACGGACUGUGGGAUGGGAUUCAAGCGCAACUCCCACCUCGUCAGGCACCGGAGCAUCCACACAGGGGAGAGGCCCUACGAGUGUUCCAAGUGUGGGAAAAGGUUUAAGAUUAGCCCCAAUCUCGUCCGGCACUAUCAGAGUCACACAGAGGAGAAGCCCUUCUGCUGCACGGACUGUGGGAUGGGAUUCAAGCGCAACUCCCACCUCGUCAGGCACCGGCGCAUCCAUACUGGGGAGAGGCCCUACGAGUGUGGGGAGUGUGGGAAGAGCUUCAGGUGCAGCUCCAGCCUUAUCCUGCACCAGAGGAUCCACACUGGGGAGAGACCCUAUGAGUGUGGGGAGUGCGGGAAGAGCUUCAGGUGCAGCUCCAGCCUGAUCAGUCACCAGAGGAUCCACACUGGGGAGAGGCCCUACGAGUGUUCCAAGUGUGGGAAGAGGUUUCAAACCAGCUCCUGUCUCCUCAAGCACUAUCAGAUUCACACCGAGGAGAGGCCCUUCCGCUGCCCCGACUGCACGAAGGGAUUCAACCGCAACUCCGACCUCGUCAAGCACCGGCGCAUCCACACUGGGGAGAGGCCCUAUGAGUGUCCCCAGUGUGGGAAGAGCUUCAGGUGCAGCUCUAACUUGACCAAACACCGACGGAGGCACCUCUAAGGGAAGGCCUGCGAACGCCCCGAGUGCGGGAAGAGCUUUGUCCAGAGCUCGGAGCUGGUGCUCCAUGAGCAGCCCCAUGAUGGGGAGAAGCCCCACACGUGCAGGGAGUGUGGGAAGAGCUUCAGUAAUAGGUCCGACUUGAUCAAGCACCACAGGACCCACACAGGGGAGAGGCGCUACGAGUGUGGGGAGUGUGGGAAGAGCUUCAGCAAUAGCUCCAACCUUAUCAGGCACCAGAGGACCCACACUGAGGAGAGGCCCUACGAAUGUUCCAAGUGUGGGAAAAGGUUUAAGACCUGCUCCCAUCUCCUCCAGCACUAUCAGAUUCACACAGAGGAGAAGCCCUUCUGCUGCACGGACUGUGGGAAGGGAUUCAAGUGCAACUCCGACCUUGUCAUCCACCGGCGCAUCCACACUGGGGAGAGGCCCUACGAGUGUGGGGAGUGUGGGAAGAGCUUCAGGUGCAGUUCCAGCCUGAUCAAGCACCAGAGGACCCACACUGGGGAGAGGCCAUACGAGUGUUCCAAGUGUGAGAAGAGAUUUCAGACCACCUCCAAUCUCCUACGGCACUAUAUGAGUCACGCAGAGGAGAAGCCCUUCCGCUGCCCCGACUGUGGGAUGGGAUUCAACCUCAACUCCCGCCUCGUCAGCCACCGGUGCAUCCACAAUGGGGAGAGGCCCUACGAGUGUAGGGAGUGUGGGAAGAGCUUCAGGUGCAACUCCCACCUGAGGAGGCACCAGAGAAUCCACACUGGGGAGAGGCCCUACGAGUGUUCCAAGUGUGGAAAGAGGUUUCAGACCAGCUCCCAUCUCCUCCAGCACUAUCAGAGUCACACAGAUGAGAGGCCCUACCACUGCCCCGACUGCGCGAAGGGAUUCAAGCACAAUUCCGACCUCGUCACGCACCGGCGCAUCCACACUGGGGAGAGGCCCUACGAGUGUCCCAAGUGUGGGAAGAGCUUCUCACAGCGCAGUAACUUGACCCGACACCAACGGAGCCACCGCUAAGGGAAGGCCUGCGAGUGCCCCGAGUGCGGGAAGAGCUUUGUGCGCUGCUCCAGCUCCAUCCCCCUCUGGAGGAGCCACGCUGGGCACAGCCCUGGUGACCCACAUUCCCUGUGAUCCGUGCUGGGAACACACCUGGCUGCUUCUCCUUUUGCUUUGGCCUUAAUUUCUUUCUCUUCUCCAUCUCUCUGCAGUCCAAAAGCCAAGAGGGAUGGAUCUGUCUCUUCAAAACCACUCAAAUCCUACUGAAAAGAGCUUUAUUUUAGCCCAUAAAGGCUCAAUACUACCUCAAGAUGGCUUCUUCCCACCUCAGAAAAAACCUCAAACCCACACCAAACCCACUUGAUUCCACAGCCACCAGGCUGAGAUGGGGUUGGGAGGAGACUGGGAGAAGUGGGAUCCCAGUCGGGAGCAGUGUGAUGGGGAUUGUGGUGGGCUGGGUGUGUGGGAUGUAUUUGAUAGCAAAUAAAACUCGCAGAUUUUGGGAUUUCUUUCCCGUUCCUUUUCCUUCCGCGGCAGUUCUGGGUGUCCUCUUUUCUCUCCUGCCUCUCCUUCUCUGUCCCUGUCUCCCUUGACCCAGGGGCCUCCAAAUACCCUCCC
Motacilla alba alba is the source of this 7976-nucleotide messenger RNA. RefSeq lists its product as uncharacterized. The transcript is spliced from 7 exons. Lineage: Eukaryota; Metazoa; Chordata; Aves; Passeriformes; Motacillidae. The record is from RefSeq and is a predicted model, not a curated record.